Molecule: messenger RNA, 711 nt
Organism: Symbiodinium sp. CCMP2456
Lineage: Eukaryota; Dinophyceae; Suessiales; Symbiodiniaceae
Source: the annotation of a GenBank genome assembly
AUGGAAUGGUUCGAUGGAGACCUGACACGGAGGCUGGUCUUCACGAACGAAACAGAGGUCGUGUGCACCCAGGGCCGGCUGUCCCUGCUCAAGGCCAAGACCGGUAUCGCGCGCCCCGAUAGCAUGCGGCUCCUCAGCCUGUGGCGUCCGUUGCGGUCGCACAUCCGCCGGCUCAAAACCUCUGAGGCGAUGGUCCGUGCCAUCGCGUAUCAGCGGGAGCAGGACUUCGUCAAGCACGGCCGCAUCAUCGGCCAAUUCAGAAACCAACGUCUUUUGUUUCUGGUCAAAGAAGCACUGAAGGCACAUGGCCGUCGGGGUGACGUGGAGGUCUUCGACGGGAAGAGCGGAGGGCAGCCAAUGACCUUCGAGCAGCAGUACCGCCUCUUCAACAGCGCCUUCCUGGCUUUUGGGCCCCAGGGCACCGGACUCGCGAACAUUCUUUGGAUGCAGAAUGCCGACUGCCAUCGCCGGCCGGCAGUCAUUGAGUUCAUCUGCUCGGCUGACACCAUGCACAGCUUCGGCUGCUGGAACUGGCAGAAUUCUCAGAAGGUGCUGAGCAUCAAGUCCACCUGGGCCAUCUCCGGCGGUGCUUUCUGGACGCGCUACUUCCAUGUAUGGCUGCUCCGGACGCCUCUGCCGGGGAAGGUCUGGAUCGACGAGAAAGGCUUCAACCGGUCCCUCUACGAAGCGCUGCGGCCCUUCCGCCUCUAG